GAAUGCACUUGAUAAUGAAGAUUUUUCUAAUUAUUAUGAGUCAUCAUCAAGUGAUGACGAUGAAAUAGCUAAUAAUGCAGAGGUAACCGAUGAUGAAGAUGAUGAUGAUGUUCAAGUUGGUAUGACCAACAAUAUUCCUCAAAGCCAAAACCAACAAGAACCAAUGCACCACCACGUACCACCACCGAUGGCUGAAAACCUAACUUUUCUGAAAGCCCAAUUCAGUGACAUUCUAACAAUAUCCCUUAUCUUGACAGCCUGCAUGGUCGUGAUGAUGCAUUUGUCUUCACAAGAGAAGAUGAUGAUAGUCGCCUAAAAACCUGGAUUGAACCAAAGGAUCUCAACAAAGAUCGAUGCUACCUUGCAAAGGGAAUGUUGUUCGCAUCCAAAAAGGCGUUGCAACGGGCUGUCAAAAUUUAUUGUUUUAAGGACAUGAGGGAGUUUAAGGUUGAUCAGUCAAACACAAAGAUAUGGAGGCUAGUUUGUAGACGACGGUAUCAAGGCUGUGAGUGGUUGCUUCGGGGAAUUGUUAAGCCUGAUGGUAUGUGGGCUAUCACAAAAUUCCGCGAAAGACACACUUGUGAUAUGGAAGAAAAUCGAGCAGAUCAUUAUAAUUUAGAUACAAACAUGAUUGCUCAAGUGUUACUUAAAGACAUUGCCGAAACGCCAAGGUUCCCCAUCAAAGAUUGUAUUCGAAACGUUCAAACCAUAUAUAGUAAAACUAUAAGCAACAGAAAGGGAUUUCUCGGGCGUAGACGCGCUUUUGAGAUGGUCUUUGAAAAUUGGCAUACUUCUUUUCAAUCGCUGCCAAGGUAUAUGGCAGCUCUACAACAUUUUAAUCAUGGUACUGUUGUAGAGUGGCGGCUUAUAGAGGGUAAAAUCUUCAACUUCGUAUUUUGGACAUUCAAACCAUGCAUUGAUGGUUUUGCUCACUGCCGACUAGUGAUAUCCAUAGAUGGUACGCAUGUAUAUGGUGCCUAUGACAUCAAGCUCCUAAUUGCAAUAGGAAUGGAUGCCAAUGGGUCAAUAUUUCCUCUUGCUUUCGCAAUUGCCGCUAACGAGAGCAACGACACAUGGGGGAUCUUUUUGACCCAUUUGAAAACUCAUGUUAUUAAGGAUCGUACCGGCAUAUGCAUGUUGUCUGAUCUUCAUAAAGGCAUAUUGCACAAUAUGGAUAAUUUACUAGGGUGGUAG
Lycium ferocissimum is the source of this 1194-nucleotide messenger RNA. RefSeq lists its product as uncharacterized. Bases 373 to 1194 code for a protein of 273 amino acids. The transcript is spliced from 2 exons. The record is from RefSeq and is a predicted model, not a curated record. Lineage: Eukaryota; Viridiplantae; Streptophyta; Magnoliopsida; Solanales; Solanaceae.